Messenger RNA from Adineta ricciae, 966 nucleotides. NCBI's taxonomy places the organism in Eukaryota, Metazoa, Rotifera, Eurotatoria, Adinetida, Adinetidae. The record is from the annotation of a GenBank genome assembly.
AUGGCCAAAAAACAAGCUGAAGAAUAUUUGGCCGUAUUGAAAAAACGUCUUUAUAUAAAGCGAUUGCCAACUUCAUACAAUAUUCUCGAUCAUUCGAUUGAUAAUAUCGAAAGAAUGGUUCAAAAGAUGAUUGCUCAAUUUAAAUAUGAUUUAAUAUUGUUAGAAAUUAGCACAAAUGAACACAUAGCUCGAAGUCAUACAAAUAUGAUUGCUUAUGAAAAGAAAAAGUUAACUGAUUCUGCCGGUGAUCAAAAUCCAUUACCAAAAUCAUUGGUUUCUAUUUUGAAUGCUAUUUCCACACGUCAAUCAAAUAUUAUUAAACGUGCUGAACUAAUUACUAAACAUAAGGUGUCUUUUUUUGACGAAGCUCCGGUGAAACCUAGUCAUAUUCGUUUAUCGACACCAAUCAUUGAAGUAACCCCAUUUUCUUCAUUUAAUUGUAUUGAAUUUCUGGCUAAUGGUCCACCUUUUAUUCCCAUUUGUCAAAGCCAUUUCUCGAAUGUACCAAUUGAUAUUCGAAUUGUAAAAGAGCGUGAAACACUUGUUAAUUCAUUUAAAAAUGGCCUUCAUGUUAACUGUGUCUCAGCUUCUGAUCAACGAGCCAAUGAAUUUUUUGCUGCCAUCAAAGAUCUAUUUUAUCAAUCGUAUACAAAACCAUUAUCUCCUGAAUUGUUCGCUCGUGCUCGAUAUGAACAAAAAAUGAUAGAAACCAUUAAGCAUAUUCGAAAUAAACAUAACAUUAUUAUACAAAGAUCAGAUAAGAGCAAAGUAUUUCAUUUAGCUAGUGCUAUUAGUUAUCAUGAUAAAUCAGUUGCAUAUAUGGCAAANUCCGACUUUGGACUAGUCCAAUGUGGAAUUCCACUUUCGCCUAGGCGGAUCUUAGAUUGGCCUGAAUCUCACAUUGGACGCCAACAUAUUCAAACAGCUAAUACUUUAGCACCUUGGUUUCCAGUAAGAACUUAUUGA